Ilex paraguariensis (yerba mate) is the source of this 291-nucleotide messenger RNA. The record is from the annotation of a GenBank genome assembly. NCBI's taxonomy places the organism in Eukaryota, Viridiplantae, Streptophyta, Magnoliopsida, Aquifoliales, Aquifoliaceae.
AUGUUGAAUUGGCAGAGUAUGCAGGCUGCCAAUGAUCAUUACUCAAUCCUAACAUUAGCUAUCAUGAACAUGUAUGCAAGUAUUCCAGUUGUUGUCGAGAAGAGGCUGAUUGAUCAAAUAGCCAAGGAGGGGGAUAUAAAGCUUGAGAAUAUUCUUCCUAUCACUUUUGAGAAGAUGAAGCUUGCAGAUUUCGAUUUGGCCAUGAGGAUUGGAAAUGUGGCUUGUGGGGUUUGUAAUGGAUGUAGAGAUGCUAUUUGCUGGGAACUCACACACAUCACCCUGUCUUGGUAG